This is a messenger RNA of Porites lobata, 432 nucleotides long. NCBI's taxonomy places the organism in Eukaryota, Metazoa, Cnidaria, Anthozoa, Scleractinia, Poritidae. The record is from the annotation of a GenBank genome assembly.
ACGUCACUUAAAAAAUGAAUUCGUGCUGCCUUAUUCCAUCUCGUUUAAUUCGUCAAAUGUUGGCAAUUUUUUGGGAGUUGAGUUCUGAAGGACUGUACCAAAGUUCAGGAAAAGAAAAAGAAAGUUGUUGUCCUGUGUUCCCGUCCUCGACAAAACGUGAAAUUAGGCACUUUCACGUCGUAGUCGUGCAACGACGGCUAAGAAAUGUACAAAAAAGCGUGAUGCACGUGCAGAGUUGUUGCUUUGCAAAUCUAAACCUUUUUCAUUUUGCCGUACUCGUUGCCGUCACCGUCGUCGUUGCUUAAGCUCCCCAGCUCUCUGAACUCGGACACCGUCCAUUCUCGUCAUUUCCAACUUACUUUCCCUACUUUCACUUGGUAUGAGGGCGAUUGUAAUGGCACCUGAGCUAACCAUGAGGUACUUCAUUUAACU